AUGUUAACGCGCAAAGAUUUUCCAUUCGUGUUCGGUCCAGACCAGAUAGCAGCCCAAGACGACCUCCGGUCGGCACUGCUCGAAUCGCCAGCCCUCCGGCCGAUCGACUAUGGGUCGGCAGCCAACGUCAUCCUCGCCGUCGAUACCUCACAAAUCGCGGUCGGCUUCCACCUCUGUCAAUGCGCACUCGACAGUCCGCGGGUUCGGUACUAUGCUCGAUUCGGCUCCAUCACCCUUAACGACCGCGAAUCGCGAUUCUCCCAGCCGAAGCUCGAGCUCUACGGUCUCUUUCGCGCCCUCCGAUCGCUCAAAAUGUAUCUCAUCGGCGUUCGGAAUCUGAUAGUCGAAGUAGACGCACGCUACAUCAAGGGCAUGCUCACUAACCCGGAUCUCGAACCCAGCGCCAGCAUCAAUCGGUGGAUCGUCUCCAUCCUCACCUUCCAUUUCACACUUGUCCACGUCCCCGGCACCUCUCACGGCCCCGAUGGACUCUCCCGACGACCACCGCAACCCGCCGAUCGACCCGAACCCGAAGACAACUUUGACGACUGGAUCGACAAUCUCUACGGCUUCCUCCAUCAGAUCAACAACACGUUCCCCACCUCCAUCUCAACUUCGACCACCGCCAUCUUCACCUCCUCACUCAUAGGCGACCCCCCGACCGAUACCGACUCCGACGACAAAGGCCCGACUAUCGACUAUUCGGAUAUCCCAAGAUCGCAAAAAGCGUUGGAAGCCGAAGAACGCCUAUGGUUGGUCCGCGACUGGCACCGAACAUUGGUUCGGCCCCCCUCUCUCUCCGACUCCGAAUAUGCUACCUUCCUACGAUAUUGCACUGAGUUCUUUAUCGCAGCCGACAAGCUAUGGAGAAAAGACUCGCACGGUCGACACAAGAUUGUUGCAGCCCCUUCUAGUCGGAUCACAAUUCUCACCGCCGCCCACGACGACGUUGCUCACAAGGGAUUCUACGCCACGACCGCCUUGAUCGCCGAACGCUUCUGGUGGCCGCACAUGAGGCAAGAUAUUUCGUGGUUUGUUCGGACAUGUCACCUUUGCCAGAUUUGCCAGACUCGCAACGUCCUCAUUCCCCCGACCGUCGCCACGCCUGCACCACUCUUCGCGAAGAUGUAUAUGGAUACCAUGCACAUGCCGACCGCCGGCGGUUUCAAGUAUCUCGUUCAAGGCCGCUGUUCGGUAUCACACUACCCCGAAUUCCGAAUGCUGCGACGCGAGACAAGCUCAGCCCUCGCCGACUGGAUCUUCGAGGAUAUCCUGUGCCGAUGGGGAACAUUGGUAGAGAUCGUCUCCGACAACGGACCAGCGUUCGUCAAGGCGCUCGACCAGUUAGCGAAAAAGUACCACGUUCGGCACAUUCGUAUUUCGGGCUACAAUUCCCGCGCCAACGGCAUCGCCGAACGACCUCACUUCGAUGUUCGGCAGGCUCUGUUCAAAGCCGUUGAUGGAGAUCAGGCCAAGUGGAAUCGUGCAGCUCAU
This is a messenger RNA of Heterobasidion irregulare TC 32-1, 1494 nucleotides long. RefSeq lists its product as uncharacterized. The transcript has a single exon. The record is from RefSeq and is a predicted model, not a curated record. Gene Ontology annotation, biological process: DNA integration. NCBI's taxonomy places the organism in Eukaryota, Fungi, Basidiomycota, Agaricomycetes, Russulales, Bondarzewiaceae. Gene Ontology annotation, molecular function: nucleic acid binding. The annotation marks the transcript as partial.